Aspergillus niger is the source of this 507-nucleotide messenger RNA. RefSeq lists its product as hypothetical. NCBI's taxonomy places the organism in Eukaryota, Fungi, Ascomycota, Eurotiomycetes, Eurotiales, Aspergillaceae. Bases 1 to 507 code for a protein of 168 amino acids. The record is from RefSeq and is a predicted model, not a curated record. The transcript has 4 exons.
AUGAGGAAGCAACUUUCCUGCAGCUUUAAUCCCCUCAUCAAUUAUAAGAGUUCAUUGUCUGAUGUUUUGGGGAAAUAUCCACCAGUGGGACACGGAUACGACACUCUCCUAGUAUCCAGAAGCCAAGUACGGAGUCAAUCUACAUGGAUCCCUCUGACAAGGCUACUGCCGCAGACUCCUACCUCAACUUCCCGUCCUGACCCACUUGGUGGGUAUCCAUUUCCGAUUCCCGACACAAUUCAGGGAAAGCUCUCAAGGCAAGUGCAACGAUGGACUCUCCCCGAUGCCCAUAUGGCUAGCCGUUCUCCACUUAUGGGCCCUGCUCUUGGCGCCCUACAAGAAACCCUGGAACAGCCCCUAUGCAGGGUUGACGGGCGUGAUGUGAAGGCUAGGCUUCUAUGCCAUGGGGAUGACCCACCUUGCCUUAGAGUUCAUAUAUUCAAGGCGUCCAUAACAUGGGGAGCUUUAGCCAUGUCGUUCCCUUCUGACGUGAUUGCAGAAAAUUAA